CGAGGGGUGCGGCUCGCGGAAGGAGGGAGCGCGAGCGGCGGUUGGUUGGUUGCCCUGCCGGCCGCGAGGGCGGCGGGCGGUGGGCGGUGACGUGGCCUGGCGGGGCGGCUGUUGCUAACGGGCGUAGAGAUUAUGAGCCGCGGAUGUCGCACAUGGCCCCAAACACCAUGGCGGGCACGACCGUGGACUCCCUGUACUCGCAGAAGGAUACAACAUUGAAUAAAAGAGAGAGAUUUGAAGAUUUGAUGGAAGAGCGCAGGCAGAGUAGUGAUCUCAGAUAUGCCAUGCGAUGUUACACUCCAGUGGUUUACAAAGAUCUUGUGCCCCGUACACCCAGUGCUCUCAGGAGUGUUGUGUUGAAAUCUGAUCCAGUGCAAUAUGUCAUCAAACAGCUAGCAAAAGAAACUGGUGAGUCUCCAGAUAUCAUCAGUGAUGAAGCAUCCGAUAUUUUGGAAAAGAUGGGCCACAGCCUUCGCUUAAGUAUUGUCCGAUUCUUUGCAUUCACUCUGAGCAAAAUCUUUAAAAUGCUAUUUCACAAAGUCCACGUGAAUGAGGAGGGAAUUCAAAAGCUCCAACAGGCCAUACAAGAAUAUCCAGUAGUUGUGCUGCCAAGUCAUCGCAGUUACAUAGACUUCCUCAUGUUGUCAUACAUAAUGUACACUUAUGACCUCUCCUUACCCGUUAUUGCUGCAGGAAUGGAUUUUAUGGGAAUGAAAAUAGUCGGCGAGAUGCUACGGAUGUCGGGCGCUUUUUUCAUUCGCCGUUCAUUUGGAGGAGAUAAACUUUACUGGGCAGUUUUCUCUGAAUAUGUGAAAACAAUUCUCCGGAACGGUGAUGCUCCUGUUGAAUUUUUUCUGGAGGGGACUAGAAGUCGUACUGGAAAGUCACUGAUGCCCAAAUUGGGACUGUUAAACAUAGCAAUGGAACCUUUUCUGAUGGGGGAGGUUUUUGACAUGUACUUAGUUCCCAUAAGUAUAAGCUACGAGCGAAUCCUGGAGGAGUCCCUGUAUGCACACGAACUGUUAGGCGUUCCGAAGCCAAAGGAAUCAACGUCGGGUUUACUGAAGGCUAGGAAGAUUCUAAGUGAAAACUUUGGAAGCAUACAUGUUUACUUCGGGCAGCCUGUGUCAGUGCGAUCCCUAGCCACAGGAAUCGUUAGGCGAUCUCAUUAUAACUUGUUACCCAGGCAUAUUCCACGAAAGCCCUCUGAGGAUGUGCACAGGUUUCUUGAUGCUGUAGGCCAUAAAUUAGUGUUGUUGCAGCAGAAAAACAUGGUCAUCAGUCCCUGGGUACUGAUGGCUACAGUGAUCAUCCAAAAUCUGCCUGGCCUAACUCUGACAGAACUUACUAGGCAGACAUUGUGGCUCAGGACAAUUGCAGAAGUAUUUGGAGCUUCCAUCGACUGGCCAGAAAAUGUAACGCCUGACAAAGUGAUUCGUUCUAGUCUUGCUCUACGCCACAAUAUAGUGAAAACAAUCAAAAACCAGGUUGUGCUUUGCCAAGAAGACACUCCGGCAGAAUUCACAGUGGAAAUGAUUUUCAAACGCACUGUCUCGGUGCUAAUGUGUGCUUCCUACAGAAAUCAGAUAUUACAUGUCUUUGUGCGUCCGGCGUUGGUAGCAAUUGCAUUUCAGAACACACAAAGUUGCAAAAGAGAGGACAUCUUUGGGUGCUUCAGCUACUUGCGUGAAGUCCUCUCUGAUGAGUUUGUUUUCUUGCCAGGAAAUCUUGUCAAGGACUUUGAUGAAGGCCUGUACUUGCUGAUGAAGAGUGGUGCCAUUCACAUGUCUCAGGCAGAUCUCCAUAUAUCUGAGAAGGGAAAUACAACCAUUUCAUUUUUAUCAGUGAUGUUUGUGCCUUUUCUGGAAGGUUAUCGGGUUAUUUUCAAAUACCCGUUGCACCCGGAAUUUGCAGACGAUUUUACUGAGAAGAGCUUUAUUGCUGCAUUCCGAACCUAUGCAGCUGAACUCAUUCUGACAGGUGCCAUAAAGUAUAAUGAGGUCCUUUCAACGGAUAUGCAAAAGAAUGCAUUGGCUGCUUUAAUCCGGUUAGGUGCCGUGGAAAAGUUUAAGACAGCUGAAGGGAUCAUCUGCAAGGUGAAUAAACAGACGCUUGGUAGGGUGGUGGACAUGUUGGCGCCCAGGAUACCAGUGAAAAAUGCUGCUGUGGCCAGACUCUGAGCACAACAUAUUACUCAUGAUGGCUCACAGAUCGGUGGAAUUUGUCGUGUUUUUUAAUCGAUGAAAGUGGGAACCAAACCCAGCUGGAAAAGAAAUGUUGCUGGAAACGGAUACAGUGAGCUUAUCGCUUACUUGAGCUUCCAAGGUCGCAAAAGCCAGACCUGCACUGAUCAGGAGCAAGAAAUCCCUAUACUACUCAUUUUAUGCUUCAAGUUGCUGUAACCUGUGGUGUCUUUUGUUUUUUUUGAUAAGUUAUGUAAGUGCAGAUUUUGUUCAGGUAAACAUUAAUAUAACCACAAUAGUAUGUCGCAGUCAAAACAACAUUCAGCUAAAAGUGCAACAGGGUCGGUGGUGAAGUUUACAGUUUGAUUUUUGUCUGUCUUGAACACCUGUUUUAUCUGGGGAUUUGUUGGAGCUAUCUUUGAAAUCUGUUUUAUCCUCAGUCUUUCUGUUGUCACCACAUCCAGAAAAUUGCCAAUGCGGAAUAAGACCUGUUUCAGUGGAAGGAUCCUGUUUGCAUUUGCCUCAGUUCAGUUCAUUUCCUUCGUUCAUGUAGAGCCUUAAAUGACAUGGGUGUUGGUUUGCUCAGCAGCUGACAGUGGAGUUUCAUGGCAGUUAACUAUUCUUCAAAGGACCUUAACAUUGGAUAAUUGAAUUAAUUCUUUUUUUUACUUUUAUACUGCAAUUAGGACAGCAAAACCAGAAACUUGUGUGAAUGCAUAAGCAUUUAGAAUAAAGGCACUUCAACUAAUCCUGGGCACGGCUGUCUGGGGAUUGUAAUGAUAGGAGAGGCAGCAAGAAAAUGGCUGGAGUUUACAUCCUUUCGCCUUCUAUGUGGAAAUUAAUGAAAUGGCCAAAACAAUUAACAUUUGUUUAUUGCUGUGUGCUUCACAGCUUUAUCGGAAUAUCUGUAAAAAAAAUUAGCUUUGCACGCGUCUAAUUCUGUAGGUGGCUUCCUAACAUUGCGGAGACUGUAUAUAAAAGGAAAAACAAUUUAGGGGGAAUGAAAACACCCAAGACAUGCUGCGGGUGGUGAUGAGGGGGAAGAUAAAGGCAUGUUCAAUUGCACUAUUUGGAUCCAAGCAACCACUCCAGAAAUGAAACCCUGGGCACACUCCAAAAUGGAUGAUAAUGUGGUCAAUCUGACAAUUAGCUUCCUCGAGAAACAGGAAUGUGUAGUCAUCACAGAAGUGGAGAGUUUAAGGUCAGACUCUCAAUUGGAUCACCCUUGAAAGAUGCCCACAGUGACCACUCUGGCAGUUGGAAUACUCCAGAAACAGGGGCAAGGGUCACUCCAGAAAUGUGCUCGAUCUGGCUGUUGGAUCACUCCUGAAGUAGGAAAUGUGGUAGUUGUGAUAUUUUGGGUCACUCCUGAAGUAGAGAUUCUGGUUACUGAUAUUUAGAUCACUCCUGAAGUGGGCAUUGUGGCUACCCUGACACUUGAGUCACUCCUAAAGUGUGAAAUGUGGUUACUGCAACACUUGGGUCACUCCUGAAGUGGGGAUUCUGGUUAUUGAUUUUUAAAUCACUCCUGAAGUGGCCAUUGUGUUUACUAUGACAUUUGGUUUACUCCUGAAAAAGGCUCAUGUACCAUUGUAGACAUAAGAUGAGGAUGAAGUGCCACAUAGCUCCAUAAGGGUGACGGUUAUUCAGAUACAUUAGUUUAGCAGUCAGCGUCCAGAUGGUAAUGGAACUGAACCAUUAAACCCCUGUUCAAACCAUUUUGUUAAAAGAACAUUUAAAACAUGGUUGAAUAUUUGCAAUUUCCCUUAAUAAAUUAACAGUGCUAAUCCAA
This is a messenger RNA of Leucoraja erinaceus (little skate), 3975 nucleotides long. It is a transcript of the gene gnpat, whose product is annotated as glyceronephosphate O-acyltransferase. The transcript is spliced from 16 exons. Lineage: Eukaryota; Metazoa; Chordata; Chondrichthyes; Rajiformes; Rajidae. Gene Ontology annotation, cellular component: mitochondrial membrane; peroxisome; peroxisomal membrane. Bases 144 to 2180 code for a protein of 678 amino acids. Gene Ontology annotation, molecular function: glycerone-phosphate O-acyltransferase activity. Gene Ontology annotation, biological process: ether lipid biosynthetic process. The record is from RefSeq and is a predicted model, not a curated record.